AUGGCUGCUUUGGCCACAUUAGCCUGUGCUGAUUUGCCGCCUAUACACCCUAAACAGUCAUCGGCAGGUCAGAGCUAUAGUCAACAGAGUUAUAGUCAAUCGCAAUCUCAUGCUCAAAUUGAAUCGAUCAAAGCUUCCGUGCCAGUAGCUAGCUUUUCUAUACAACAAACUCAGGGGCAAGAACAAAGCUUUGGUUCACAAAGCCAUUCAAAUGCUCAAGCUGCUGGAUCUUACAACUAUAAUGCUCCCGUUCAACAACAGCAGCAACAACAACAUUACUCUGCACCAGUUCAACAACAAUCGUACUCUGCUCCUGCACCAGUACAACAACAGUCGUACUCUGCUCCUGCACCAGUACAACAACAACAACAAUCAUACUCUUCUCCAGCUCAAUCUGAACGCUCUUAUUUGCCUCCUGCACCACAACAACAGUAUUCAGCUCCAGCUCCAGUACAGCAACAAAGCUACUCUGCUCCAGCUCCCAGCCCAGUUCAAUCUUACUCUGCUCCCGCCCCAGCUCCACAAUCAUACUCUGCUCCAGCCCCAGUACCACAACAAUCAUACUCUGCUCCUGCCCCAGCUCCCCACUACUCUGCUCCUGCCCCCGCACCUGUUCAACAACAAUACUCUGCUCCUGCCCCAGCUCCACAAUACUCCGCUCCUGCCCCAGCUCCAGUACAACAACAAUACUCUGCUCCUGCCCCAGCUCCUGUACAACAACAAUACUCUGCUCCUGCCCCAGCUCCAGUACAACAAAGCGUAGAAAGUGGUUCUUAUAACUAUCAACCUGCUGCUCCAGUACAACAACAAUACUCUGCCCCUGCACCAGUACAACAACAAUACUCUGCUCCUGCAUCAGUACAACAAACUGUCAGCACUUCCUCCGCUGCUGUAGCAACAGGUUCAUAUAACUAUCAAGCUCAAGGACAAGUACAGCAACAAUCAUACUCAGCUCCUGCCCCAGCUCCUGUACAACAACAAUACUCUGCUCCUGUCCCGGCUCCAGUACAACAAAGCGUAGAAAGUGGUUCUUAUAACUACCAACCUGCUGCUCAAGUACAACAAUCCUACUCUGCUCCAGCUCCCGUACAACAAUCCGUUUCUACAUCCGCUGCUCCUCAAAAUGUACAAUACUCUGUACCUGCCCCACAAAAGAUCAGUUUCCCCACAUCGGCCCCGGCUCCAGCUGCCCCAGCACCAACCCCUGAAAUUGGUACAGUCUAUGGCAAGAAUGGCGGUUAUGUCUACCGUAAAUUCUAAUUGAAGAAU
Messenger RNA from Lucilia sericata (common green bottle fly), 1269 nucleotides. RefSeq names its product skin secretory protein xP2-like. The coding region runs from base 1 to 1260 and encodes 419 amino acids. Gene Ontology annotation, molecular function: transcription coactivator activity. The record is from RefSeq and is a predicted model, not a curated record. The transcript has 5 exons. Gene Ontology annotation, biological process: positive regulation of transcription by RNA polymerase II. Gene Ontology annotation, cellular component: RNA polymerase II transcription regulator complex. Lineage: Eukaryota; Metazoa; Arthropoda; Insecta; Diptera; Calliphoridae.